Angiostrongylus costaricensis is the source of this 252-nucleotide messenger RNA. Lineage: Eukaryota; Metazoa; Nematoda; Chromadorea; Rhabditida; Metastrongylidae. The record is from the annotation of a GenBank genome assembly.
AUGUCACUGAAUAUUAUGGACAAGAUGACAGAUGUCUGGGAUCCUAAUGAGUUUAUCACAUACAAUGCGACAACUGCUCCUACAGAUACUGGUCAUCAAGCUCUUGAAGCCGUGAUAAAACCAGGUACUAACUCUGACACGAACCACAAUGUGGAAAAAAGAUGGAAAAAUAGUCCUAUCGUGCCUAGAAUGAGCGAUGGAGUCCUCGUCGUCAUUCUGGAAAUUCUGUUACCAAAUGAGGAUUUCAUUUAG